This is a messenger RNA of Tarenaya hassleriana, 2480 nucleotides long. RefSeq names its product probable pre-mRNA-splicing factor ATP-dependent RNA helicase DEAH2. The transcript is spliced from 7 exons. Bases 110 to 2296 code for a protein of 728 amino acids. Gene Ontology annotation, molecular function: ATP binding; RNA binding; RNA helicase activity. The record is from RefSeq and is a predicted model, not a curated record. Gene Ontology annotation, cellular component: intracellular anatomical structure. Lineage: Eukaryota; Viridiplantae; Streptophyta; Magnoliopsida; Brassicales; Cleomaceae.
UCCUCCAAACCAGCGUGCCCCAACCCUAGCCUCCAUUGUCGCGGCUUCUGCAUUUGCCCUAGGGUUUCUUCCCUCCCGUUUUAGGUACGUCCUUCGUCACGACCGGUGGAUGGGUACGGAGAGGAAGAGGAAGGUGAGUCUAUUCGAUGUGAUGGACGAUCCCUCUCUAUCGGCGAAGAUGGCCAAACCCAACGGUUUUGGAGCUGCGGCGGCGAACAUCGGAGACGGCCUGAUCAACAAAUGGACAGGGAAGCCUUAUACGCAGAGGUACUUCGAUAUACUGGAGAAGAGGAGGACUCUGCCUGUUUGGCAGCAGAAAGAGGAGUUUUUUCGGACAUUGAAUGCCAAUCAGACGCUGAUACUGGUCGGUGAGACUGGUAGCGGUAAAACUACACAGAUCCCUCAGUUUGUUUUAGAUGCUGUGGAAGCUGAAAACUCGGAUAAGCGUAGGAAAUGGAUGGUCGGCUGCACACAACCUCGCAGAGUGGCUGCAAUGUCUGUGUCAAGGCGUGUUGCUGAGGAGAUGGAUGUAAGUAUCGGUGAAGAAGUAGGUUACAGCAUUCGUUUCGAGGACUGCAGUAGCUCCCGGACUUUGUUGAAGUAUUUGACAGAUGGUAUGCUUCUCAGAGAAGCCAUGGCAGACCCGCUUCUCGAGAGGUACAAGGUAAUUAUUCUUGAUGAAGCUCAUGAAAGAACUCUGGCUACUGAUGUGCUGUUUGGUCUUCUGAAAGAAGUCCUGAAAAACAGACCCGACCUUAAGUUAGUUGUUAUGAGUGCAACCCUCGAAGCCGAAAAGUUUCAGGACUAUUUUAGUGGAGCACCUCUUAUGAAAGUUCCUGGGCGGCUCCAUCCUGUGGAGAUCUUCUACACUCAGGAUCCUGAAAGGGACUAUCUUGAGGCUGCUAUUAGGACUGUUGUCCAGAUACACAUGUGUGAGCCACUCGGAGAUAUUCUUGUCUUCUUAACCGGAGAAGAGGAGAUAGAAGAUGCAUGCCGCAAAAUUAAUAAAGAGGUCAAUAAUCUCGGGGACCAAGUGGGGCCUGUCAAAGUCGUACCUUUGUACUCUACACUUCCUCCUGCAAUGCAACAGAAGAUAUUUGACGCUGCUCCAGCACCACUAACUGAAGGUGGCCCUCCUGGGAGAAAGAUUGUUGUCUCGACCAACAUUGCAGAAACAUCUCUAACCAUAGAUGGUAUCGUGUAUGUGAUUGAUCCCGGGUUCGCUAAGCAGAAAGUCUACAAUCCACGAAUUCGUGUUGAGUCCUUGUUGGUGUCCCCGAUAUCCAAGGCAAGUGCUCACCAGAGAGCAGGUCGUGCUGGUAGAACUAGGCCUGGAAAAUGUUUCAGACUUUACACAGAAAAAAGUUUCCAUAAUGACCUGCAAGCACAGACAUAUCCUGAGAUAUUGAGAUCGAACCUUGCCAACACAGUCCUGACCUUGAAAAAACUGGGUAUAGAUGACUUGGUGCAUUUUGAUUUUAUGGACCCUCCUGCUCCUGAGACACUGAUGCGUGCUUUGGAGGUUUUGAAUUAUUUGGGAGCAUUGGAUGAUGAAGGUAACUUGACCAAGAUAGGUGAGAUAAUGAGUGAAUUUCCCUUGGAUCCGCAAAUGGCAAAGAUGCUCAUAGUCAGUCCUGAAUUCAACUGCUCUAAUGAGAUUCUCUCAGUUUCUGCUAUGUUAUCAGUACCGAAUUGCUUUGUCCGGCCUAGAGAGGCUCAGAAAGCUGCAGAUGAAGCUAAAGCUAGGUUUGGACACAUUGACGGUGAUCACCUUACGCUGUUAAACGUGUACCAUGCUUAUAAGCAAAACAGUGAAGACCCGAACUGGUGUUACGAAAACUUUGUCAACCAAAGAGCAAUGAAGUCUGCUGACAAUGUUAGACAGCAGCUAGUCAGAAUAAUGUCUAGAUUUAAUCUGAAGAUGUGCAGCUCCGAUUUUAACAGCCGGGAUUACUAUAUCAACAUAAGAAAGGCCAUGCUUGCUGGUUAUUUCAUGCAGGUGGCUCACCUUGAACGGACUGGCCAUUACUUGACCGUCAAAGAUAACCAGGUGGUUCAUUUGCAUCCAUCAACUUGCCUUGAUCAUAAGGCAGAGUGGGUGAUUUACAAUGAAUAUGUCUUGACGAGCCGGAAUUUCAUCCGUACUGUCACAGAUAUCCGUGGUGAAUGGUUGGUCGAUAUUGCACCUCAUUACUACGAUCUUUCAAAUUUCCCGAACUGCGAGGCAAAACGUGUUCUUGAGAAGCUCUAUAGGAAGAGAGAAAGGGAGAAGGAAGAAAGCAAGACUGGAAGAUGAAGAAAUUCUGGACUUGAAUCUCUCAGCCGUUUCCUCAGCAGAAGAAAGAAAGACCAUCCAUGAACGGAUAUUGUAGUGUUGUUCCCCUGACUAAUGAUUCUACAUGUACGGUUUUGUAUAAGCACACUGCUCUUGUCCUGAGACAUCGAACACUUGCUUCUUAGUUUAUUGUGUACUUCAUUCA